Molecule: messenger RNA, 6165 nt
Organism: Wyeomyia smithii (pitcher-plant mosquito)
Lineage: Eukaryota; Metazoa; Arthropoda; Insecta; Diptera; Culicidae
Gene: Cdk12
Product: cyclin-dependent kinase 12
Exons: 8
Coding region: 1000-4980 (1326 amino acids)
Biological process (GO): positive regulation of transcription elongation by RNA polymerase II; transcription elongation by RNA polymerase II; protein phosphorylation
Cellular component (GO): cyclin/CDK positive transcription elongation factor complex; nucleus
Molecular function (GO): cyclin-dependent protein serine/threonine kinase activity; cyclin binding; ATP binding
Source: RefSeq, a predicted model, not a curated record
UCCGCUAUUGCCUCAUUCAUUUGCACACUACGAUACAACGAGCAACGACGACGGCCACGAUCUCGCCCAUCGUAAUCGUAUGUCGUUCUCUCUGAAUUUGCAGAACGAAGAAAAAAGUCUUCUGAUUUUUCCAAUGAAAUUUUUGCUAACUUUUCUCGUUUGAAAAUGAUUGAAAGAGGCCUGUAUGCGUAGGGCAAGUCGCGAACAUCAAAUUGAUAGUAGAAUUUUUGCAAUAGAUCCCGUUAUUGUGGGAUAAAAUCAGUUUGAAAAGUGGAAAUUUUCUGCUUGCGGAUCGAAUCGAAAAGAGCCACAGCAGUGAGCCAUCACGGGAACACUCUGGAAGACAUUUCGAGCGAAACGAAGCAAGUGUAUAGUUAAAGUGCGUGUGGAAAUUGCCAGUUUGUUACGUGCUGAAAAGUAUCGGAAUAGUGCGCCGGAUUUUCAUGGUUCUGCGAAAUAAGGGCGACAGCCGCCUUACUGCUGGAUAACGCCAAUGACAGCAGUGAAUGUGUUUCAACUUCCGGAAAGUGCAUAGCGUUUGUGACAGUGGUGAGAAUUUUCGUGCAGAAAUCCUUCCAGCAGUCACAUCCGUCGUCCGUCGAGAUUGAUCGCAAAAUGUUUCCACGGUACUACCGAGAGCCUUGAGGACUCGCGGUUUCACAUUCGAUGUGGCUAACAAUGAUGUGAGACACACUUACAGACUGAACACACACAGUCCAGGAAGGAAACCCAAAUAUUACAAGUGAAAGUGAUAACACACAUAAAACCUCUAUAUGCGUAGCAUUGUGAGCUAUUACUGAUAUAAAAUAUGCAGUAAGCGCCUGUUCACUGCGAAUAGGUUGUAUAUGAAGUUCAACGAAGUGUAAUCUAAUUACCAAAGUAGUUUAGUGCAAACAAAUUAAAGCAACUUGCAAGUGGGAGUAGAAAGGUUCCAACCAAUAGACAGAAAACCAGUUUAACUAGUCUUUGUUUCCGACACAUAUAUAUAUUCCCUAUCAUAUGGAUCGCGAACGGGAUCGGGAACGCGAACGCGACAGGGAUCGUGAACGAAGUCCGAAACGUUCAAAACAUGGAAAGAAGCGUUCGAGAAAGAGCAAAAAGGCGAAGAAGCGACGGCACGCUUCCAGUGAGGAAGAAAUAUCCUCGUCCGACGAUCGACGAAGUAAAGGCUACCGACGAAGCAGCGACAGCGGCGGGCGUGGUGGAACCGGCAAUGGUGGCGGUUCAUCCAAAGCAAUUGUUGAAUAUUCCGAUGUAAGUUCGGAAGAUUUCUCCGCACCGGAAGCAGGCGAGAUUGAAACCGAUGGCAGUGGCUCACCCUUCGCCGGCCCUGUCGGAAAUGAUUCUAGCAGUAAUAUCAGUAGAAUUAUCAGUAAUAACGAGAAAAGUGCCGCGACAACCGUUAAAUUGUAUAGUAAAAAUUCCGCUCCUGUUCAGCAUGAACGAUCUGGUAGUGUUAGCUCAUCGCUUCCCGCUUCAUCUUCGGCUAUAAAUUCAUUGACGACCGUUGAAACCAGCGUGGUCGCUAACGCCAUGGUGACUGCAAUUACUUCGUACGUCGAUAGAAUAACGCAAGGUGGCGCUCCAGCCGGUUCCGUUACUGUUACGGAGAGUGGGCGAAGGGUUAGCAUCACUGCCACGUCGCCAAAGAGCCAAUCGUCGCAUUCGCAUUCAUUUCGGUCCAAACGUAAAAAUUCUAUAUCAUCCGAUACUUCCUCUAUGAAACAGGCUUUGAAGCGGCACCAUCAUCAUUUAGAGCCCCCUGCUUCACCGGCUGAGGACACGGAACCAGAACCCGGUGUUGAGCUCAUGGACGACGAGAUGGUCGAAGAGGAGGAAGAAUACGAAAUUGUUGAAGAAGAGGAGGAAGAGGAAGAAGAAACGAUUGGCCGGAAACGAAAAAAGAACAAAAAGGAUAAGAAGCACAAGAAGAAUAAAAAGUCCAAGAAACGAAAGAAAAAGAGGGCAAAAUCGAUUUCAAGCAUCGAGACCAUAUCGGAAAGUGAGGAUUCACUGCUGGAGUGUAUGGAGUCGCUGACACCGCCACUGAAGGAGUCACCGGAUUAUGAGAAAACGUACACACCAGUGCGAAACGACGAGAGUCUAACACCGUUGUCUCCUGGAACACCCCCUAUUCGUCCCUCGAGCCGAAUGAUUAACAGUCCGUAUGGUGAUUCAUCCCGAGGGCGCAGCCCGCAUAUGAGUCGUGGAGCUUCGACUCGAAAGUUGUACCAAUCGGUAUCGUCUCCGCACACGCCUCCGUUCGUAAUGAAGAAGGGAUUCUCGGGAUAUCAACAGCAACAGCAGCAGCAGCAAAUGCAGCAUGAAAGUCCCAUACCCAUAAGUGACAGUCCAACCCACCGGAGUAGCAGUUCACGAUACCGUCGGAGCCAAUCAAUCAGCAGGCAUGGUACCAAUCGACGGAGUCCAAGCCCAAAUGGCCGACAUAAACCGUACACGCCACCACCCUCAAAACGACGAAGGGAUAGAUCACCUCCGGAAAAAGAUUACUAUCGGAAGGAGAAGCGAUAUGCUUGGCGGGAACCGGAAUGGUCUCAGCACGACCGACGGGGAGAUCAAGCCCGGAGAAGUCCCAGUCCAUUUACUACUCACCGUAAUCGCAGUCGUCGUUCGCCAUCCAAACCACGAGCUCGCAAGACUUACUACAUUAGUCCCUCUCCCGAUCGGAGUCGCAGUCGGGCUCGCUCGAGGCAUCAUUCGCGAAGUCCAAGACGGUCGCCGCCUUCUAGCAGACGAUAUUCGAGUGACAGUCGGUCACGUUCUCCCCUCUCGGAUUUGUCAGCAGCGAAAAAAUUCGACAUCAAGGAAAAAAUUACCGACACCAGUUUCUUUGCGGAACUGAUAAAAGACAAACACAAGCGGCUGAAAACGUUGAAGGAAAUUCUAGAGAAGAAGGAAGGCCAAGAAGGGGGACCGGCUUCCAAUGUGACGGUAAUUAACGAAAAUAGUAUGUCCAAUGAUUGUGUGGUCUUGGCCCCGGAUGAAAGUGCUGGUAGUGCCAACGGAAUGAAGGAUGUAAGCGUAACGGACAUUCCGAUGCCGGACCAGUCGGAUAGUCUGUCUAAAACGUCAGAGCCAGCAUCCAAAGACAUCGUAGACAUAUCGUCCUCAACGGCAAUAGUGGGCAGUACAUCCGAGGAUGGGGCGAGUUGUGACUCACGAAUACCUGUGAUAUUGAAUAGUAAAAGCAGCGAAUGUCUUAAUCAAAGUGCCAGUCAAUCGACCGAAUCGGCGACAAGCGCCAUCUCCGCAGGGUUGGAGUCGAAGCCAGCAACAGUACUCGUUAAACCAAAAAGUCUCACGAAUCUACCAAUGCCACCGGGAGUGAAUGUGGCUGAGUUAGAAGGUGCUCAAACACCCAGUCCGCCACGACAAAUCAGUCCGGUGGCUGGUGCCCAGAUGAAGGUGAUGCCAAUUCCCACUCUCACCACGACGGGAGCGAUCACAAUGCCAAACUUCAACAAUAGUCAUCAUCAUCACCAUCAUCCUCAUCAUCACCACAGAAGCAGCAGUAGCAGUAGUAGUAAUAAGCGCAGCAGUAACGAACAUAAAACUCCCUCGUCGUCCUCGAGUACGUCAUCGUCGGUACCGGCUUCAUCCGGCAAGAAAGGUCUGCUCAAUCUACCCAUGCCGCCGAUGGUGCCAGGUUCUGAAGAUCUUAGCGGUGACGAUGACAUCGGAUCGCCUCCGCCACCAUCGGACACACCGACGAAAAAAUCCAGUAAAUAUGGCAAGCCGAGCAAAAAACCGCGAGGGCGACCAAGGAUUUUAACCAGGCGGUACUCACGCAAUAUGUCCGGACCCAUGUCAGCCUCCGGUGGUAAAGACUGGGGCGAACGGUGCGUCGAUGUGUUCGAUAUGAUCGAGCAAAUCGGUGAGGGAACCUACGGACAGGUCUACAAAGCACGGGAUCGGGAGACGAAUGAGCUAGUAGCGCUGAAAAAGGUCCGCCUCGAGCACGAGAAGGAAGGUUUCCCCAUAACGGCCGUCCGGGAAAUUAAGAUUCUGCGUCAGUUGAAUCACAAGAAUAUUGUAAACUUGCGGGAAAUUGUCACUGACAAACAGGACGCGCUUGAGUUUCGUAAGGACAAGGGGUCCUUCUAUCUGGUGUUUGAGUACAUGGAUCACGAUCUGAUGGGCUUACUCGAAUCCGGAAUGGUUGAAUUCAAUGAACAAAACAACGCUAGCAUCAUGCGGCAGCUGCUGGACGGACUAAACUAUUGUCAUAAGAAAAAUUUUCUGCAUCGAGACAUUAAGUGUUCUAACAUUCUGAUGAACAAUAAAGGGGAAGUGAAGUUAGCUGACUUUGGUUUAGCACGACUGUACAACGCGGACAACCGAGAGCGACCCUACACUAAUAAGGUGAUCACACUGUGGUAUCGGCCGCCAGAGCUGCUGCUAGGUGAAGAACGAUACGGCACUGCCAUUGACGUGUGGAGCUGUGGUUGCAUUCUAGGCGAGUUGUUUCUCAAAAAACCUCUCUUCCAAGCGAACCAAGAACCCGCCCAGCUGGAGAUGAUUUCACGACUAUGUGGAACACCGACGCCGGCUGUAUGGCCAAACGUUAUCAAGCUACCCCUGUUUCACACGCUCAAAGCCAAGAAGCAGUAUCGUCGAAAGAUUCGCGAGGAUUUUGUGUUCCUGCCGGCGUCCUGUCUCGAUUUGCUGGAUAAAAUGCUAGAGUUGGAUCCGGACAAACGCAUAACGGCCGAGGCAGCGCUCAAUUCGGCUUGGCUUAAGAACGUUGUGCCCGACCAACUUCCUCCCCCCAAGCUACCAACCUGGCAGGACUGCCACGAGCUGUGGAGCAAGAAAAGGCGAAGGCAACUCCGCGAACAGCAAGAGUCGGCCGCAAAUUUGCCGCCCGGUAAACCCCCACUACUGAAACCAGCCUCCUGUGCCGCGGGGGCGCCUGUUCGAGCAGCUGGCGGUGGAAGCGGCACGACAGAGUUAGGCUAAGCUACCGAGAGUGCGAAACUGUAUACGCAUGCCCAAAGCGAUUGCGAAUGGGGUUCGAUCAGCAAACGAAAUCAUUCUGCCCUGCUGACAAUAAAGUGCCGCUGGCGGAAGGAAUGGCAACGGUGAGUAGCGACGUAUGUCACUACUACUUUGGGGGAAGCUUCGGUUUCCUGCUGGUAUCUGUCGCCUCUCACAGACGAUUUCAGCUUCUAAGUGGUUUGCUCCGUUUUGGUUGGAGUUCGGAACAAAACUAAAAAUAGGCUCAUAGAAACAAUGAAUGUGUAUGUUAUGCGAGGGAUCAGGACAAGAUGGAAACUGGUUCGGUUUAAUUUUAAUGAUUCUGCGCCCACCAGUUUCUCAAUGCUUGUCAUAUUUUUCUUUGAGGGAGGAAGAAACAAUAGACUUAAACAGUGGACAGCUGCUAUUUUCUAUUUUUAUGAAAAAGAGAACCGAAAAUGUGCAUAAUGGAAAGAAAUAGUGUAUAGAAAAUAAAGUUAGUAAAAAACCCUGUACUAAAUGUAAGUAUAUUGAAAAUACUGAAGCGAUAAAUAAUUAAGAUGUGCAAAAACACAAACUUAUAAACAUGAGAUAGUGAGUAAACGGAAUAUGGAAAAUAUCAAGGACCUAGGUGAGCAGCCCUAUCAACUUGUAAAUUUGUUAUCGAUUGAUUAGCAUAUAGAGACAAAGCCUUAUUUCUUAUUUUUUGUUGUCGGAAAAAAACAAAUACAGUUUAGGAGUUGAACUGAGUUGCACACUCGAAGCUUCUAUACAUUCUCCAUUCAGUUUUGAACUUUUCUUUGUGUCACACAGCAUGAUGAAAUGGAACGAGGUUUGGCCGUAUUUGUACACUCGCUAUGUUUUCAUUCACACGUAUGGAUCCACAAACUAAAUGAAAGUACAAACAACCCUCCCGGAAUUCUUGUCACACUUCUCAUCUCAAAUGCCUUCCUUGAUUUCAACGGUGCGUAGACUGAACUGGCGCAUUGUUUUAUCCUACUAUUGUACAGUGUACACAAUAUAAAAACAAAAAUUACACUACGUACGUUGCAUUUCGCGAUGCCACACAUAUAUGACACGAGGAAAAUAUCAACGUGAAAUCAAAGUCCGCUUAGGUUACACUCAUUAUAAAAAAAGAAAACAGGAACGACUAAAAAAUCAAUUUAUAAAUAAACAACCGUGAGAAUA